This is a messenger RNA of Amoebophrya sp. A25, 6716 nucleotides long. The record is from the annotation of a GenBank genome assembly. Lineage: Eukaryota; Dinophyceae; Syndiniales; Amoebophryaceae.
AGAGACAACAAGCGAAACUUCGUUAGACCAACGGACUAGGCUUUGCUCAUCCCUCAGACAUAGAUGAAGGCUUUCCCUCCAACUCCAAGAGAUUAUUAUGCAGAACCCAUUCCUUUUGUUUUUCGAUUUCUCAUAGAGAUAGAAGUAAUGACAUCUGGCUAUUGAUGAUGUAGUUCAAGCUAUACUCCUAGAAGUUGCCAAUGCCAUCCACUACACUUCUAUGACGUAAUGCCGUAAGUACCAAUCUGGAAAAAAAUGGCCUCGUACACUUGCGCGUUUGUGUGUGGCGAACAGAGGGUAUUUGCGGAGCGAAAGGGAGUGUCCAUCUGCACACCGCUCUUGUCGUCCUUCGGGGGGCUUCUUUUUGGGUGUAGCCUCGCGUUUCUGGUCUACAGCAUAGGGUCUACGGCAACCGUCUACGUUUGGGGAUUCGUUUUCUACUUAUGAAAAAGUGUUGACCUAACGCUCCCAUGAUGGGAGGUGCAAAGUCUAUAAGUAUGCAUGAUUGAUGUUCAUAAUGUGUAGUAUAUUCUUCAAUAUGUUGGUGUUGCUAGCUCUUCCCCUACCACUUACGUACGGUCGUUUGGGAUGCAGUAUGUGGAAAAUGCAAAAAGUGGACCCUAGACUACAAUGAAGACAUGACGCUCAUGGCUGGCGCAAAGAGAGUGGAAAUCAUGCGAUCCCAUGAAGCAAGAUGUAGAAGGAAGUAGUUGCUAGUGGUCUCUUCUUAACCCCUGGAGGGGGUGCAUUCAUUCAUUCCCCUACCACGACCUAUUGUCCUAUAAAUUCCCUUCCGUUUUGUAUGAUGAUGUUUCCCUACCACGACCUAUUGUCCUAUAUUCCCUUCCUAUAAACUCUUCUUCCAUCUGAUUUAUCUUCUUAAGAACUACGUAUGGCAAACGAUUGCCCCUAGGCAUGCCGUCGCAUACUUAUAUUGAAAACUUUUACUUUGUCCUAUAUGCCCUUCCGUCAUCUCUAAUAGUGGCAACGAUUUUAUUUUUUGCGAUCCAUGUGUUUGUGAAAAAGCGGGACUUCGACUUCUGGAAUAUAGUUGCGUUUGGUGGUGUUGCUUGCACAACAUGUUAAGGCUAAUGAGCAGUGGUCACUAUGUAGGUGUUGGGUUUCGUCUUGCUAGUAGCUUAGGAUGGCUACGACCUGCGACGCCAUGACGAUGAUGUGCUCAGGUAUCCAUUCUGAGUGCAAUUCCUCUCUUGCAAUUUCAGGGAGGAGGAACGCAAGGGGGAAUCACUCAGCCAGGGAUCAUAGUGAUCGACUAGCGUUAAACAAGGUUAGCGCUAUUGGCACUGAGUGGCCUUUUACAACGGGUGCACGCAGCAUUUCCGCAUUUUUGGGAAGGAGCCGCACUCCUAGGCAUGAUGGGCGUCAUAUUAGCGGUGAUCGCGUAUUUGUACAAGGCGCUUCUUUUCACAGAGGAUGUGCGGAAACAUCGGAUACAAUAUAUGGCCAGAAGAAGACAGGCUUCUCGAAAACUGAAAAUAAGCGAGUUAGUGACUGCAAUAGGAGAGCUACCUUUGCAGGGCUACUCUAUAAUUAAAGUGCGAUUUCUUCUGUCGUUGAUGUCAAGGGAGGCAACGACAGAUCGGAAGUCAGAAGCGACAGAUGAUUCAGUACACUUUUCCCCGUUCAUACGACUAGUCUUCUCCGAUCACACAGUAGUAGACGCGUGUUCCGAGACAGAACGAAUAGAGGACCAAGAAUCUGCGAUAGUUCAGCUAUUCCGAUUUGCGAGAUGGAUUUUUUCUCUGGAGUGCUUGUACGACUUUGAGUUCUUUCCCGCAGAGUAUUUAGCAGAGGAAUCGAGCAGAGGACGGGACGAGGCAAGCUUGUUUUUAAGGCUUGGCGAGGUUUGUAUGAAAGACAUCACAGUUCGCUUUUGUAAUUUAAAGUAGACUUCUUAAAAUAAGUAAAGUCUGAAGCGAAAGAAGAUGGCUCUGCUUUUAUUUGAUGAACUACUUGAUGAAAAGAAGCAGAUGUUGAAGAGAGCCUAAUCAUGGAUUUCUGCUUUGAAAUUAAAAGGUGGGCUAAGUUCCAGUGCAGAAGAGCCUAGACGAGGUCCACAUGAUGCCACAGAAGACGCACGAUACCAAGAAGCCGAGGAAGACAAGAAGAACCAUGCUUCCGAGGAGAGUGACGUAAAAGAUGGAGCGGCAACUGGCGGUUGGAAACAGGUAGAAUCCAACGAUGAUAACCAUCACGGUUACUUUCAUACUAGAGCGUCAUCAUCUUGCUCCAGCAGUACGCCUACUAGAGAUAACUGUCUUCCUAGUGGUAGUACAACCAGUGCUGGUUUUAUUCCAGCUCACCGAAAUGGAGCAUCGUCAGUAUCGAGGAAGCUAGUGGACUCUGCGAAAGACUUUUGCUCAUCUUUCCGGGACUCCCUUUCGCGCAUUCUAGACAGCACGCGACGCACAAGGGACUGUGGUUCGACUACUGACAUCAACGUUUAUUACAUGCGUAUGAACGUCGCCACUGAUAAUCUUCAGUCUACUCUCGAUGACGACUCGUCCUCCAUCAACGACGACUACAACAGCAGUCGACCUAUUCUCAUCAAGAACAAGACUUUGAAGCACGUGAAGGCAGUGCUGUACGCAGUCGAGGACCUCUUCAACUGGCUACCGGUGUCCGGCAUCAGCGGUCGCUGCGUCGAGCACGUUGAGGCAGGGGACGUGAUUGCUUUUUCGCCUCCACUUUCCUCUGGCCCCAGUGGGGUGAUUAAGUCAGAAUACCGUUAAGGCUCAACUUUCAAUGGUCAUUGGGGUUGGUCACUGGGAUCGCAGAGAGGCUCUCCUUAGAAAACAGGGGAAAACACAGGGAGAACAAGUAGAGGGGUAAAGGGCCCUUUUCUUUCAGCAUCAGUGACCAAUGAAUGCUGAGCUUUAAUACCGGUUGAAGAUUUUUGCUCCGGGGUUCUGCGACAGACAACUCGCAACCUGUCGUUGCAGUCGAGGCAUGGUUCUCGAGUUUGUCGAUAUCGCGAAGAGUCUUAAACGGAAACGCGUAGAACGCUUUGAUACAAGUUCAGAAUUCGAUAGUGAAGAUGCUCUUGGUUCCUCGAUGGCAGAACAACAAAAUUUCUUACAACGCAGUAUUUGUGCACCAAUACAGGAGGCGGAUAGAAAAUGUGGAAUUGGUAGAACAGGAAGUCCCUCUAGGCCGAAGGUAGCUCUAGGUUCUGCGAAGAAGGAGGCGAAAAGACUGCAUUGGGAAGAAACACAUGGCGCGACAAGUCCUGAGGGAGGCAGGCUCGCUGAAACAAGUCCUAUUAAGGGCGGAACCACAAGUAGGGGAGUACUGAGUCCACCUAGAGGAGCCGCAAGUUCGUCAAGUACACAUGAUGAGGAGAAGACAUCUUCUUUUGCUAGUGUUACUGGUGGCAACAAUAGUACUAGCGUCGUCAACAGCAGUACGCACGUUGUCGCCAACAAAAUUACGAGCGGCACUGCUACUUUUACCGCUCUCAAAAAAGAAGCAUCUUCGAAUCAAAUAGCAGCACUGGAGUCCUCAUCAGCAUCAGCUCAACCCGGCGGGGCAACUUUUCUCAGACCACCCACUUCUUCAGAUAGAAAACCUAAUGCACUCUCACCACCCACUUAUUCAGAUAGAAAUAUGCUUAAUGCAGUAGAGUAUCAUAGUGACAAGAAGCCCAAGCCACGCAGGAGCACGCCGUCUCCAGCCGAGUAUAAUUAUGGUGACAAGAAGCCCAAGCCACGCAGGAGCACGCCGUCUCCGCCUCACAGUGCCAGUUCCUCCGACACGAACGAACGAUCAGUAGAGAAAGCGGGCAUUGGUGCUGCCAGUUCCUCCCACACGAACGAACGAACAGUAGAGAAAGCGGGCAUUGGUGCUGCCGGCGCUAUCCCGCGCGAUCGCUCAGGCGACCUGGUGGAGGCAGUCUCACCCUCCAGCAGUACUCAUGAUUCCGUAUUGAAGAUGGAAAAUUCAUCAUUAGCGGAGCCAUCAAGUAGUUCAACAAGUAGUAGCAAUCCUUUAGCUUUUUCUGGAACCCAAGAACUAGGGGCAAGCAACAAGAACAGCAAAGACGAUUACAGAGCCUCAACGUCACUUUUCGGUCCAGGUGGGGGUGACUUAGAGUUAGUGCCAGUAGUAGGAGAAGGACACAGCAACUCUGUAAAUUAUAGAAACCAGAAUGAUCAUCAUGAUGUAAACGUAAACCAGAAGAUCUUCACAAAUCGCCUGCUUAGUCCUCUAGGCGGAAGUGAUUGUUCUAGUCCAAGUAGCAGUUCUGGUUUGUCUAGUCCAGAAAGAGGUGGACGCGGAGGCUUAGUGGACUUAAAUUUCAGUCAACAUCAUUCUAGACCCGAAGCGUUUAUUAGGCAGUGCUCUGGGAAUGAGAAAGUAGACGACAGCUUCGAGAGUCGCAGUUUCUUAGAAGUUGGAUUGCAGGAACACCUGCAUCAUCAAAACAAACCUUCGCACAGCACGAAAGAUGAAGAAGCCGAUGAGGGUGGCUUCAAUACUAGAAACCUCCAGAAUUCCCCUGACGCAGAGUUAUACAGGAGUACUGGAGCGGCCAUUUGUGGAAGUCGAAGGGAUAGUAGCGAUGAGCAAGCGUCUUUUAAGGCUUCCUUUAUUUAAGCCAUCUCCCCAACAAGCAUCUUGAAGCUAUUAAAGGGCAUCCCUCUAAGUCUUCGGCGUCCAGUAGCUUUGGGCUAAGCGAAUUUCUGGCACCUCACCUGCGUGGUGCUCGGGGUACUAGGAUUCGGAGACGCUCGUCUCAUGGCUCAGGAGGUCUUGAGGCGACAUGGCGAGUCGUGUCUGGGAUGAAUAAGUCACAGUUAUGGCUGUUUCAGGAACUGUUUCGUCUUGUUAACGGUACAGAAUUGUGGCAUAUGGAGAAUCUUCAGAUUCCACUGGGUAGGGAAUUAGAUUUAUGUUGUGGCUUAGGGCUUGGGUUUGGGAUAUUAUGAUUGCUGAACACUUAAAUAGUCCUUGCGGUCUAAUCCUUUCGGCUGGCAGCUUAAGAACAGCGGAUGGAGCGGAAGUUUCGAAGACUGCCAGUUUUGACAAUUUGCAGUCCCUAGGCGGGGGUCUCAAUGACUCUUCCUCUUCGUCUAGUUAUGAAUUAGUGCGUGCUUGUUCCUGUCGUAAAAAUAGCAAGGUUGUGGAUCAGGAGUUUUCAAAAUUGAAAUACUUUGAUAUAUUUAUGAUACUCUUGUUCGCCGCCCCUGAACCUCCUUGUGUCGUAAUAUGUACCCUACUACUGAUCUGCUUCCUCUUAGAUCUCUCUAAUACCACUCUUCAGUCGUCUCUUCUAGCGAUGGCGAGUCAACUUCGCUAGCACUCAGGAGAGCCGUAGGAGGGAGUAGAUCGGCUUCAAUGAGGCGGUCUGGACUUGGUGGCUUGCAGCUUUCUCCACCUCGUAGCACUGCCAGUGCUCCGAUUCCGUUUUCCCAGCAUCAUGAUGAAGAGACUAGUACGACUUCUACAUUUAUGGGAAGAGGCAUUGGUACUAUUGGAAGGGCGCGGUCAGUUGACGGUCUUGGUGAGGGACGUUCUUGUUCUUGGGAGGUACAGAGUAAUAUACUUCUACAAGAAUCGCGUUCCGACAGUAAUAUGAUCUUCUCCCACAAGACGAGAAGACUAGUACGACGAAGAGGGCCACAACAUCAUGUUUCAGGUCCGAUGAUGCUGAGGUCUCGAAGCCACUUUCAAGAAGACGUUACAACUCAUGAGGAAGAUCAAGACGUUGCCGAUCAAGGAGAAGGCGUUGACGCUCAAGAAGACCGAGAGGGCUUAGCUUCUCCACUACAACUUGCUCCUUUACCAACCUCUUCAUCCUUGGCACCUGGAAUGUUGGAAAACUUUCAGUCUUUGCUGAGGAAUGCGUCCGCGUCACCGGUUUUAUUGAGUGUCCUCUCACCGGCAUCGGGACUGAGGUCACGAGGCGUGUCGGAUUCAGUGACCACAACAACAGCGCCACGAAGGAAACAUCGCGCGACUUCGGCUAGGGCGCGCAUUUCUAGGGCGCAUCGAACGAAGGGCAAGCGUGGCUACGAUUCACCUCCAAACAGGGGAAAUACUAUACAGCUAAGGCUGGGUGGAAUUUCAAUAUUUAUUCUGGCGUUCAAAAAGCUGUAAAUGUCGAGCCUGGCUGAAAAACAAAGGAUCGUGCUAGUCUUUUUUUUAAGUUCUAAUUCAAGUCCGCAACCGGUCAGUGCGCGAAAUCCGUGCGAAGAUUUUUAAUCCACGAGACUACGUUUUCUUCGUCCCAGUAGUAAGUACGCAAAUCAGACCACGGGAAGAUGCAAAAAUCCAUCUCGCUGAAGAAGGCCACGACUUCUAUACUUUGAAGAUUUACUCUUCUACGGGAGCGACAGAACUCAGCUAUUGCACGGUGCGCCGCGGCGAGUCGUAUACUUAUCAUGACGGGUUGCUCUGAAGAACGAUGGGUUCUUGCUUUCUUGGACUUUUUUUUUGGAAAAUUUUCAACGAACUUCUGCUGUAUGAAAUUUCAAUGUGCACUCUUCUCAAUCCGUUGCUUGAAAAAGACAGACACCCAGCAUCUGCCUGCAAGAGUCUUAUUCAUUUUCCGACCUUUCAAUAUUUAUCCUAGAACAUUAUACUCACUCCCUCCUAGUAUAGAGUUACCCCACUUCCAUUCUAUGCUUGCAUGCAUGCAUACCCACGGUGACGCCAAGAUUAUGGAUAUUCUUCAUUAAGACAACUGUUUUGGC